Trichosurus vulpecula (common brushtail) is the source of this 988-nucleotide messenger RNA. It is a transcript of the gene OLIG2, whose product is annotated as oligodendrocyte transcription factor 2. Bases 2 to 988 code for a protein of 328 amino acids. Gene Ontology annotation, molecular function: protein dimerization activity; DNA-binding transcription factor activity. The transcript has a single exon. Gene Ontology annotation, biological process: oligodendrocyte cell fate specification; oligodendrocyte differentiation; regulation of DNA-templated transcription. Lineage: Eukaryota; Metazoa; Chordata; Mammalia; Diprotodontia; Phalangeridae. The record is from RefSeq and is a predicted model, not a curated record.
UAUGGACUCCGAUGCCAGUCUGGUGUCCAGCCGCCCGUCCUCACCGGAGACGGAUGACAUCUUCCUUACAGCCCGGAGCAAGAGCAGCAGCGGUGGUGGUGGCGGUGGCUUCUCCGGGGGCACGGUCUCCUCUUCUACACCAAACGACUGCCAGCCGGAGCUAAGCGCGGAGCUUCGAAACGCCAUGGGCGCGGCGGGCGUGCACCCGGGGGACAAGCUGGGCGGCGGCUGCUUUAAGUCUUCGUCCUCCACCACCUCUUCUUCCUCUUCCACUUCAUCGUCUUCCUCGGUCGCAUCUUCUACCAAGAAGGACAAGAAGCAGAUGACAGAGCCGGAGCUACAGCAGCUUCGGCUCAAGAUCAACAGCCGGGAGCGCAAGCGGAUGCACGACCUCAACAUCGCCAUGGACGGGCUUCGUGAAGUCAUGCCGUACGCGCACGGCCCCUCGGUGCGCAAGCUCUCCAAGAUCGCUACUCUUCUUCUGGCCCGCAAUUACAUCCUCAUGCUUACUAACUCCUUAGAGGAAAUGAAGCGGCUGGUCAGCGAGAUCUACGGCGGCCACCACGCUGGUUUCCACCCCUCCGCCUGCGGGAGCUUGGCACAUUCGGCGCCCUUGCAGGCUGCCGCUGCGCACCCAGCAGCGGCCGCCGCGCACGCCUCCCACCACCCCGCAGUCCAUCACCCAAUAUUGCCGCCCGCUGCGGCGGCGGCAGCUGCAGCUGCUGCAGCCGCCGCGGUCUCCAGCGCCUCUCUUCCAGGCUCUGGCCUCUCAGCGGUCAGCUCCAUCCGACCCCCGCAUGGCUUGCUCAAGUCGCCCUCGGCGUCCGUGGCCACCCCCUUGGGCAGUGGAGGGGGAGGCGGUGGCAGUUUCCAACAUUGGGGUGGGAUGCCCUGCCCGUGUAGCAUGUGUCAGGUGCCACCACCUCACCACCACGUUUCCGGCAUGAGCACGACCAGCCUCCCCAGACUCACUUCCGACGCCAAAUGA